CUCUCUCUUGAGGCACGCACGCUCUCUCUCUCUCUCUUCCUGGGACAAAGGUUAACAUCUCUCUCUCUAAAGCUCGCGCGCUUUCAGUGAUGGCUGACCAUCCCCGUCUCUUUCUCCCUGGUUUCAUGUCCACCCAGUUAUGCGAGGAGCUUAAAUUCAUACACAAAAGCAACUGUGCAGUGGGGUACAGACCACAUGUAUUGUCGACCAUUCUCUCUCAUCUCAUUGCCACUAACUCCUCUCACCUCAUCCUCCCACUUGUGGACAUCAGAGAAAAAUUGAAAGAGAGGGUUGAAGAGUUCUUUGGGUGUGAGUUUGAGCUCUUCAUAGAAUUCACAGGGUUAAUCAGUUGGAGUUGUGGAUCAAGUAUUGGAUGGCACAGUGAUGAUAACCGGCCCUAUCUUAAGCAGCGGCAUUUUGCAGCAGUUUGUUAUUUGAGCAAUCACAGUGAAGAUUUUAAAGGCGGACUUUUCCACUUCCAAGAAGGCGAGCCCGCAACAAUUGUUCCAAUGGCUGGUGAUGUACUUAUUUAUACAGCAGAUGAUCGCAACAUUCACUGUGUUGAUGAGAUUACAGAGGGUGAAAGGCUCACAUUAACGUUGUGGUUCACACGCGAUAUUUCCUAUGAUGAGGAUGCCAAGCUUCUCAACCUUUUCUCUCUAAAUAGCAAAGAUGAGGAUACAAAAUCAUGGAUUCCUUUAUCAGCUCCGAACAACAUGUACUGGUUUUCACCCUCUUCACUUACUGAACAUCACUUAGGUUAUGAUAUUCGGUGGGCAAGAGUACAUGCCCUUGGGUUCGAUCUUUACAUUUCCAAUGAGUUUGAAGACGUUGCUUGGGAACCAUGUGAUAUGCUUGAUAAGCCACUGAAACUGGGGAGAGAAGGCAAAAUAUUUGGGAAGGAGUUUGCAAACGCUUUACAUGCUCACCAGGUCUUGGAGUUCUACCGAUGGAAAGGCUCAGAACUGCAAGCUUCUAAAAGCAAGAUGAGCGCUACUCAUGGCCUUGAAAGAACACAUCUCUUAUCAGAUAUCACCAGUUACCGGAAACUCGCUUUCCCGGCAUAUUUUGAACCCAAAAGUGUUUUUUCCGAAAGUUUUCCCAUCAACUCUUAUUGUCAAAAUAUGCAGCCUUUUGAUUGGUCUGACUUCUCCAUGGCGGUUGCCUUAUGGGAGGACUAUGUUCAUGGGUUGCGGAGGAAACUUGUGACCAGUUUGCCUCAAUGGAAAUUGCAUGGAUCCAUAUUCAAUGUUCCAUUGCCAGAAUAAUGGCUGGAAAUUCCUAGGAAUUAUUGAAUUUUUGACACACAUGCAAUGAAAUUCAGCUGGGUUCCCCAAAAAUGGGGUAGGGAUC
Amborella trichopoda is the source of this 1353-nucleotide messenger RNA. RefSeq names its product 2-oxoglutarate (2OG) and Fe(II)-dependent oxygenase superfamily protein. Lineage: Eukaryota; Viridiplantae; Streptophyta; Magnoliopsida; Amborellales; Amborellaceae. Gene Ontology annotation, molecular function: iron ion binding; oxidoreductase activity, acting on paired donors, with incorporation or reduction of molecular oxygen; L-ascorbic acid binding. Gene Ontology annotation, biological process: collagen metabolic process. The record is from RefSeq and is a predicted model, not a curated record.